GAUGGGUUUUUCUGAACGUGAUGAUUGAAAUUCGAGACGUUUUCCUUUGACUUCUGUUAUCUCUCAAUUAAUAUCUCUAGUGUCCAUUAUCCCAAGUCUUGUGUAGAAAAAAAGCACCUCCUUUGGAAACGUUAUCAUUUUGAAAGCACCAGUUAAAAGCUAGCAGAGGUAUCUGACAGAACAAGGAGAAAUUACACAGAGAGAGAGAGAGAGAGAGAGAGAGAGAGAUGGGAAGGGCUCCUUGUUGUGACAAGGCGAACGUGAAAAGAGGGCCAUGGUCACCUGAAGAAGAUGCAACGCUAAAAGAGUACAUAGAGAAACAUGGGACUGGAGGGAAUUGGAUAGCUCUUCCUCAGAAAGCGGGUCUUAAGAGAUGUGGAAAAAGCUGCAGAUUAAGAUGGCUUAACUAUCUCAGACCCAACAUUAAACACGGUGAAUUCUCUGAUGAUGAAGAUAGGAUUAUAUGUACCCUUUUUGCUACCAUUGGAAGCAGGUGGUCAAUAAUAGCGGCUCAGUUGCCAGGCAGAACUGACAAUGAUAUUAAGAACUACUGGAACACCAAGCUUAAGAAGAAAUUCAUUGGUAUAUUUCCUCCAUCUCAGCGAAAAACUCACCCAGUACUCAACCUCUCAAAUGCCCUUCAAACUUCAUCAUCAUCAUCUUCAUCAACAACAACAUCAACUUCAUCAUACCAAGGCAGCAACAUUACUUACUACUACCCUACCACUUCUUUCACAAGCUUAGAGCCGAUUCCAGGUCUUUUGAGCAGCAAUUAUUCUGCUAAUGCAGCUACAAUUCUUCAAGCCCGAGAAAACUUGGUGGGACAGCUACAAAAUUGCUAUGUAAAAGAUAAUCUGCUCAUGUUUGGGGGUGAAGCUAGUUGUAGCUCUUCUGAUGGAAGUUCCAACAACCUGAUCAGCCAUAGCAAAGAAAGAAGAGAGUACGAAUAUGGCGCUGGCGCUGGUGGUGUAGUUGAAACUAAUGAACUACAGAUGGCUCCUCAGAAUUGCUUUUACAAUGGAGUCGAAGGAAAUCAGAGGUUCACGAUUUCCAAUGGUGGUGAUCAUCUUAACGGUUGGAUUGAAAAGCAAAAUCACAAAAAAUUCUAUGAACAACAAUUAGACUAUGGCUUUGACGAAAUUAAGCAGCUGAUUAGCACCGACGGUGGCAGCAACUUUUUGUUUGAUGAGCACAAGACGGAGGAAAGGUUGUUGUAUUAUUGAUGCUGACUGUGGGUAAAAUCAGAAAGAUUUGAAUGCAAAAGGAAGGGAAGAGUUGAAGAUUCAACUAAGCAAAAGGAUAAAAAAUUCAGAUUCGGAUUCAGUUUUGUGGGAAUGGGGUCACGUUCUUGAGGGGAAACACUACUGUGAGAGUACAUGAUAAAAGUUUCCUUUCUGCAUUUCUUUUUGGGGAAUGUUGCUGUAUAUGGUAGCUAGGACGGUUUAACUGCAGCGGUUCAGGCAUAAAUUUCACGAAAACUAGGCAAGCCAUCAUCUUUCAAGAAAGUAACUUAGAGCCAAGAAUCCAUCAUUACUGGUUUUUUUUUUUUU
Carya illinoinensis is the source of this 1550-nucleotide messenger RNA. Its product is annotated as transcription factor RAX2-like. Bases 228 to 1223 code for a protein of 331 amino acids. The transcript has 3 exons. NCBI's taxonomy places the organism in Eukaryota, Viridiplantae, Streptophyta, Magnoliopsida, Fagales, Juglandaceae. The record is from RefSeq and is a predicted model, not a curated record.